This is a messenger RNA of Leptonychotes weddellii (Weddell seal), 2557 nucleotides long. The record is from RefSeq and is a predicted model, not a curated record. NCBI's taxonomy places the organism in Eukaryota, Metazoa, Chordata, Mammalia, Carnivora, Phocidae.
CCCAGCAGAACCACAGGGAGACAAAUGGCAGCACGCAAUAAGGAAAACUAUCCAACUAGGAAAUGUGUCCUAAGUGGAACUUCUCCCAUAAGGCAGCGAUCCAGCAAGAGCAGAUGUUCUAGAGGGACGCACAGACUGCCCGGCUGUAAGAGGAUUGUGUCUGUGUGCUGACCCCGGACUGACGCUCUGCUCUCUGUGUCCUUUCUUCCAGCUGGUCAUGCAGUAUCUCUACCAUGGUGGCCCAGAGUCACUGCUCAUUAAAAACAACGAGAUAAUGGAGCUUCUGUCUGCCGCUAAAUUUUUCCAGCUGGAGGCUUUGCAGCGACACUGUGAGAUUAUCUGCGCAAAGAGCAUUAACACUGACAACUGUGUGGAUAUUUACAAUCACGCCAAGUUCCUUGGAGUCACAGAGCUCUCCGCGUACUGUGAAGGCUACUUUCUCAAAAACAUGAUGGUCCUCAUCGAAAACGAGGCCUUCAAGCAGCUCCUCUAUGACAAAAAUGGCGAAGGGACAGGCCAGGAUGUGCUCCAGGACUUACAGAGGACGUUGGCCAUCAGGAUUCAGUCAAUCCACCUGUCCUCUUCCAAAGGUUCUGUCGUAUGAAACGUCCAGAGCAGGGAACGGUCCCCGGGGACUUUCCAGAUCCUGCUGCUGCAUCAGCUUCACACAAACACAUACCAAGUUCACCUGGCGUCUGUUUUUGGCUAGGCCAAGGAGCUGUCUACUGCCUCAGCUUCUCUCGAAUAAGCAAUUUCAGCUCCCGUGCGUUCCUGUUGAAAAACAAAGGACAUGCCACUAGUCAGAUGGCAGUGGGGCCCAGCGCGCGAAGGUCAACAUGGGGCAGCCAAGCCAAGCCCAUCGGAAAGCACCCCUGGGGCGGUCAAACACCCAUCACCGGGACCACCGUCCAAUGGAUGGAUUGAGGACUAAAGGUCGUCUGGGUUGCCGGUUGAGAGCCGGAGAACGUAACUGGUCUGACCCUGACGAGCGUCGUGUUCCCAUGAAGGACCUUCGUCACUGCAGUUCAGGGAGAGUCAGCCAUGGUAGCGAAUUCGCGAGACUGUUACCAAUAGCGAAGAAAUAAUUUGGCAAAUUUUUAGGGGUGGGAACUUUUUAAAAUGUUCAUAACAAAACAAAAAAACAGGGCAGCCUUGUAGUUUAAAAUCUAUUUCUAAAAGCUUAACAGUUCAUUUUCAAUUGAAUUGUGUUUAGGGAUCUGUGUUUUGAGUUUUGUUUUUUGUUUUCGUUUUUAAAAAAACAGUAAGUUGCAGGUCUAUACUAUAUAAACAUGCAUUUGACAAGAUAUUGCUGAUAGUCUAUACAAGGUAAAAUAAUAAUCUUGCCUUAGUGAUCAUGGUUACACAGAGAGGUGCACUGCCAAUAAUUAUCUCUAACCUGAUAGUUGAAAACAAUGUGCAUGCUAAUCGUGAUUUCGGGGUGAGAAUAAAACACCCCCACAUAACAAGACAUGCAUUUGCAUGGGCCCGAACCAGUGAAAUGUUAUGUUUGUGCUUCAUUUUUGCCAAGGUAAAAAAUGUUCCAUCACUUCUUGCUAAAAAUCCAUUUGGUGAAAACUAGAACAUAUUCCUUUCCUUUAACAAUGAUUCUGGGAUGCUUUUGCAGAAAUGUGUUCAUAGAUGAUGCUGAUGAGGGGUGGGGAGGGCGCACGCCAGGGGAUUUACUGUUAAUCCCAAAGUUUUCUCUGUAUUCUCAGAAGAUGUUAAUAGUUUGUUACUAGCCAGAUAAUAUGACUAUGUUAGAUUAUUUUUAAAGAUGAAACAUGUACGAUAGGAAGGAUUCUUUCUGUAUUCUGAGAGUGUACAGUUAUAGGGUUAUCUGUAAUGAAAGUUUAUAUCGACAGGGUUCCGUUUUGCUCUGCCAUAUAUUAUAAGCAAAAGAGAUUGGUGAAGUGCCACAAUAUUCCAAGUAAUUUUUGAGUUGCUGCCUUUUUUUUUUUUUCUUGUCCGUUAAUUUGAAACCUAGUUAGAAACGAGAAUGACUUUCAGCCUUUGGGGUUGGCAAAGUCUCAUGGGUAAACCUCUUUCCUAGCAUGCCUUUGCGAAGUCGUGCCCAGACCCUAGACUCUAGAGAAGCUGCUUUUACCCAUCGUACUUGCUCCCUGAGCCACCGUCCAGAGGACUAAUGCCAAGUUACAUGGGUGUGACCCAUGGAGCGCCUGGGCCGCGUCUGCCUACAUCAUUGGCCCUCAAGUGAUUUGGAUCCACGAGGCCUCUCUCCUACUUGGUCAUUUGCAAACCUCCCCAGGCCCUACCAUCAGAUGAAGGGGGGGGGGGUGGGGGGAGAGCGAAACUGCCUGCGGAGGAGGCCACGUUCCAGAAGAUCCACAGCCAGUGUGUGAGUCACCGCUGCCUCCUUCCUCCUCUGUGUUCUCAGAAAUGCUGUAUGAUGUUCCCUUCACCACGACUGACUUCCCCGCGAAUGUCUUAUGCUAGCUGGGGGCCUCUGGCCUCCGAGUUGUGCAGGGGCAACUCCCGACGGGCUUCUGUUAUAGUCUGGUGUGUGCUUUCUCUGUCAUUAAAUGAUUUUCCCAAGCCG